CUCGUGACGUCACUGCUUCUGUUCUGUCUGUGCCUCCCUCUUCCUCGUCUCGUCUGAGUAACCUCCCCCUUGUUGUGCGGGACAAAUAAUAACAAAUAAGGCCUCAAUUUGUUAUACGCCUCUCUACUGAUGAUACCAUCGAUGUUUGCUCAGAGGUUUUGAACGAGACGACAGUUCCUUUUCAAUAUUCUCUUUCAGGCAUGUCCCCUCAACCAUGGAUAAGAGCACCACUUUUCAAAUUGAUUAUUUGCAUAGGCCUGGUGCUUGUUGGUCUACAAUAUAUGCUCAGCGGAACAUUUCAUGUUUAUAGACAUGAGACACUAUUUUAUAUUCAUGGUAAUGGAGGUGCACAUUUGGGACAUCCAAUUAGCUGGCACAGUGCACUCCGGAACAACUCAUCUAACAGCUCCACUUCAGCAUUGUUAUUGAUGAACCUUUCAGCAAAUAAUGCUGGGCCAACCUUGGGAACAUUUAUUUCUCAAAAUUUGAUCACAGAUCCCAGCAAUAUGACAAUUAAGAACAGAACUGAAUCUAAAAACCCCACCAUACCCACUCUUCCUCUUUGUCCUCUGAUCCCAACUGAUCUCAGAGGGCCUGUAGAGAUUAGUGAUGUUGCACAUUCCAUGGAACAGUUAGAACUUCUUUUUGAUAAUUUGGAUCCAGGAGGACAUUACAAACCUCCUAAUUGCCAAGCUCGCAGCCGUGUUGCUCUUAUCAUACCUUAUCGAGAUAGAGCGUCUCAGCUGACUGCUUUUCUCUAUCAUAUGCAUCCAUUUCUCCAAAAACAACAGCUAGAAUAUGGAAUCAUAAUUGUGGAGCAAGCAGGAUAUGGGCCCUUUAAUCGUGCUAUGCUCAUGAAUAUAGGAUUUGUUGAGGCCCAGAAAUUACAUCAGUAUGACUGCUUUAUUUUUCAUGAUGUGGAUCUUUUACCUGAAGAUGACCGCAACUUGUACACAUGCCCAGAACAGCCUCGUCAUAUGUCUGUAGCUGUUAGCACUUUAAAGUAUAAGUUACCGUAUAAAGACAUUUUUGGUGGAGUCAGUGCACUGACACUGGACCAAUUUAAAACUGUGAAUGGAUUCAGCAACAAAUUUUGGGGUUGGGGUGGUGAAGAUGACGAUAUGGCAAAUCGUCUGAAGUACCAUGACUAUCACAUUUCCCGUUACGCAGCAAAUAUAGCUCGAUAUAAAAUGCUCCCUCACAGACGACAACCUGCAAAUCCUAAACGGCAUGAAUUCUUGUAUAAUGGCAAUAAACGCUUCAAUAUCGAUGGACUUAACAACUUACAGUAUCAACGUCAAGAUCUAAAACUGAACAAACUCUACACGUGGGUUCUAGUAGAAAUAUCAGAGUCUAGGUGAUGGAGUCAGCUUGCCUCACUUGCUUGGUGGGGCAAGCGAUAAGUUCACUUAGCCGUCUGAAAAGACUUCUUUGUCUUUUAUCCAUGGAUAGUUUUAUUGUCUGGUUUAGUGGACAAUUCAAGCUAGUCCAGAAGACUUUCUCUAGAGUCAAUCCUAAAACUUCUUAAUGUACUUCUAUGUUUAGAGAUUCAGUGUCAUUUAGUAAGAUCUCAUAAUGUUUUCAACUGUAAAUUAUACUCUUAUCAUUAAGGAACCGCAGUAUAUGGUGAUAAUUGAGAACAAUGUCAAGUAUCUGUGAUAGCCUGUAGGUUAGGACAGCUGUUUAAUUCAAGUUAUUAUUGUUGUUAUUAGGGCAUAUUCAAAGUUCAAAUAGUUUUCAAUUAAUAUUUAUCUUCCUUGAUCAACAAAGCCACAGAAAUAUCUUAUGUGGUCGUGUAAAUGUGCAUGCCCGUUCCUUGUGAUAAUGUAAAGUGACUUAAAAUAGUAAAUUACGCUUUUGUGUGAAUUCACGUUUGUGAUUGUUAUGUGACCGUGAAAUGUGCUCAAAUUGUUUCAGCUGAAUGAUCGUUCCAUUUAUCAGUGUUAAUACUUGCCGUGGUGAAAAGGUGCAAAUGAAUACCUACUUUUUGGCAAACUAUUCUAUCUUGUUUCAUUUUUAUCCUUUUAUAUGUGUAAAAUUUGUUAACAAGCACUUUCUUGAGUGUCAUUGUUUUGUAUAAGAACUCCCAAGCGUUUGUAUCUGAAAUUUUAGCAUUCUUACUCUUUUUGCCUUCCAGCACAGUGUUAUUGUUAAAUAUCAAAUUAAUCUUUCUCAUCAGUAUAUAGCUGUGACAUUGCUUCUGGAUGUCCAAUCCUGUUGGAUCACUAGACGUGCCUUUCAUUUCAUUAUUUGUUCUUUUUUUCUGCUCAUUAGAAUGAAUGAUGAAUAGCUCUGUUUUAUUUUCUGUUAGUGUAAUUAAUUAUGGUGGUGCCAUUAUGAGGCGUCUCUGUGAAGUCAAAUUGUGUUAACUAAUUCAUGCGUAACAUUUCUUUGUAAUACUUAUGGUACUUAAUAAUUUCAAAGUGUUUGAUGUCAUGUUUUGUAAAUUUUCAGCCAUUACCCUUUGUUAGCAGAGUAACAUAAUCUGGUCUCAAGAACUAGACUUUUUCUUCUUUUUUUUUGUGCCAAACAAGUUUGUUUAAGAUGGGUUAAGUUGGCUACAACUUUUUAGUGUCCUCAGUCUAAUUCACAUUAUGCUCCCUAUUUUUAUGUCUUGCUCAUUGGCCGUUUUGUUUGUUUUUUUUGUUCUUUUUUUUCUUAGAUAUUUUAUAUUAAACUAGUCUUGACUUGCAUAAUAAUUAAAAUCUAUGUUGUUAUUAUUUUCUCUUUAUUUUUUUCUGAAUUAAAGUUUUUGCGGUAUGUUUUUAUCUCACUGCAUUUGGAAACUGUAGAUUUUGUUUAGCCCUUUGUAAUCUAAUCUACAUUUUUUGUAUUAAAGAAAAUGAAAAAAAUUGUUUGCAACCAGUUUUCAUACUUUGCAAUUCAUUAUGCUUCUAGUCCAGAAAGACUCAUGGUAUUGUGAACUAAUGAAAGUAUCGUCUGAGCGUAUAGAAAUUGAUAAAUUUCACUUGUGAUUGAUGUUAUUUGUUUUCUUUGCUUGUUAAAUCUUGUAUUGUUACUUGUUUUAUCUAGUGUUUCUAAUUGACUGAACCAAUAGCGGCAAUUUGUUGGUACUGCUAUGUUCUUUGACCAUGAGUUACCUUUUCCCAAUUGCAACCACUGCUCUGUUGUACAGUAUCAGCACUGACAUAGUAACUUGCUGACUGGAACUGUAUGAAGAUAUCUACUUGGGUUCAUUUUCAUUUUAUUUAUCCUAACUUUCUUUUAUCAUAACUGUCUCUAUUUCAAUUUUUCAAAAAUUCAAUUUGGCGUGAUUGUAUUUCUGGUAUAUUUAAGUAUUUGUAACUUACCCUCUUAUGUCUUCUGGAUCAGACGAUUAAUUAUUCAGAUAGAUUUAAUCAAAGUAUUAUCUGAUAUUGCUGCAGUGUUAGCGCUAGUAUUUCUUUAACUAUUGUAAUUUGUACCUUGAAUUAUUGCCCAUGUAGACAAUACUUUAAAAUUAAACUAUUCAAGAGGGCAUUUCAUAUUAUAUCUAAAAACAAACAAACUGAGAAGUCUUAAAAAAAGAUUGAUUGUCAAAUGUUAUCUGGCCUCUUUCUGCUAAAAACAAAAUCAGUAUGGACCACUACAGAAGCAUCAUGUCCUUAAACAUUCUGUAUCAAGAAAAAGUAUACCUACUAUAAUAAUAUUCAUAAGGACUACUACAUAAGCUUGUACCAAAUUUUUUAAAUUAGUGUACCCCUAAUAUGUAUUCCUAUGCAAAAUUUAUGCAACAACAAGUCACUCAGUUCUUUCAGCAUUUAUUGUACCGUCAUCCUUUGUUUACAUUUGUUGGAAAGGAUAAGUGAGUUCUGUCCCUCUCAUUACAUUCCUUCUUUUUCCGUUUCUGUGUAUUAACUCUCCUAACGUACUCUCAACCAUCACAGUAUCAUUUAGCAACUUACAAAUGAUAGAUAUCCUAGUUCAGCUGAAGGGUUAAAAAGUUGAUCUGAGGAACAAUGUGUGCAGAAUAUGUAAUUUUUCAUAGACAAACAAACUUCAAUCUGAAAUCCUUGUUUUUUUCGUGUUUGAGAUUAUAGUUUAAGACUCUAUUUAGACAGUGAAGGUGAUAUUUGCAGUUGUGAAGGAAUAAAGCCUUAAGAAACUUG
This is a messenger RNA of Frankliniella occidentalis (western flower thrips), 4109 nucleotides long. Its product is annotated as beta-1,4-N-acetylgalactosaminyltransferase bre-4. The transcript is spliced from 5 exons. Bases 201 to 1361 code for a protein of 386 amino acids. Lineage: Eukaryota; Metazoa; Arthropoda; Insecta; Thysanoptera; Thripidae. Gene Ontology annotation, molecular function: N-acetyl-beta-glucosaminyl-derivative 4-beta-N-acetylgalactosaminyltransferase activity. The record is from RefSeq and is a predicted model, not a curated record. Gene Ontology annotation, biological process: carbohydrate metabolic process; glycosphingolipid biosynthetic process.